ACCCGGGGGGGAUCCUCGGGAGGGCAGCAGGAAGGACCGGCUCGGUACCGCGGUACGAACGGCCUCCUCCUCCCUCUCUCCCGCUUUCUUCUCCCUCUCCUCGCCGCUCCGUGGCGGCGGCGGGCUGGCAGCCGGGAAGCUGUCUGCCCCUCUUCCCCCCCCAGCUGCCGGUAGGGAUGGUACGGGCCGGUGGGUCAGGCUGUGUCAGGCGCCCGCUGACACGGGACGGGGCGGGGGAGCCCGGAGCUGCGGAGGCCUGACGCAUGUGCUGAGCUCUCACCAUGAAUGCUAUUGUUGCUCUCUGCCAUUUUUGUGAGCUCCACGGUCCUCGCACCCUUUUUUGUACUGAGGUUCUACAUUCACCGCUUCCCCAAGGCGCAAGCAGUGGCGAUAUCUCUGGGCAGAAUGAGCAGGCAGAAGAGGAAGAAGGUGGCAUUCAGAUGAGCAGUCGGAUUCGCUCACACAGCCCAGCAGAAGGUGCCAGCGCCGACUCCAGCAGCCCAGGGCCGAAGAAGUCAGACAUGUGUGAGGGUUGCCGCUCUCUUGCAGGAGGACAUCCUGGAUACGUCAGCCAUGACAAAGAAACUUCAAUCAAGUACGUCAGUCACCAGCACCCAAACCACCCCCAGCUGUUCAGCAUUGUGCGCCAGGCCUGUGUUCGCAGUUUGAGCUGUGAGGUCUGCCCAGGACGUGAAGGCCCUAUUUUUUUCGGAGAUGAACAGCAUGGUUUUGUGUUCAGCCACACCUUCUUUAUCAAAGACAGCCUGGCUCGAGGUUUCCAGCGCUGGUACAGCAUCAUCACUAUCAUGAUGGACCGGAUUUACCUCAUCAACUCGUGGCCUUUCUUGUUGGGAAAAAUCAGAGGCAUCAUUGAUGAGCUUCAGGGCAAAGCACUUAAGGUGUUCGAAGCAGAGCAGUACGGGUGCCCUCAGCGUGCCCAGCGGAUGAACACGGCCUUCACUCCCUUCCUGCACCAGCGGAACGGCAAUGCAGCCCGCUCUUUAACGUCACUGACCAACGAUGAAAACCUGUGGGCAUGUUUGCAUACGUCCUUUGCUUGGCUUUUGAAAGCUUGUGGCAGCCGACUUACAGAGAAGCUUCUGGAGGGAGCACCAACAGAAGACACUCUCGUUCAGAUGGAAAAACUUGCAGACCUGAAAGAAGAGUCGGAAGGCUGGGAUGGUUCCGAGGAAGAAGAGAAGCCUUCUUCCCAGCAAGAUGUUGUGGAAGGGCAGGAGCUAUCUAAAUGCUCACCUGAAACAUCUUUGAUGCCAGAUUGCAACAGCUGGAAUGUAGCUCACAGAAGGCUGUCUGUCUUUCGCUCUCUCAGGCACAUGAGACAGGUUCUUGGGGCAUCAGCAUUCCGCAUGCUGGCUUGGCAUGUUCUGAUGGGGAACCAGGUCAUCUGGAAAGCUCGAGAUUCAGAUCUUGUCCAGUCUGCUUUUGAUGUGCUACGGACCAUGCUGCCUGUUGGUUGUGUGCGGAUCAUCCCCUACAGUGACCAAUAUGAAGAGGCAUAUCGGUGUAACUUCCUAGGGCUUAGCCCACACGUCCAAAUCCCAUCCCACAUAUUAUCAUCUGAGUUUGCAGUCCUUGUGGAAGUUCGCACUGCUACCCGGUCCAGUCUCUACCCAACCCUGUUUGAUGAUGAGCAGUCCCUCAACAAGUAUGAGUUUGUUGUCACCAGCGGUAGCCCUGUUGCCGCAGAUCGAGUUGGCCCUACAAUCUUGAACAAGAUCGAAGCCGCCCUGACCAACCAGAACCUUUCUGUAGAUGUUGUGGAUCAGUGCCUUGUUUGCCUGAAGGAGGAGUGGAUGAAUAAAGUGAAGGUCCUCUUUAAGUUCACUAAAGUGGACAGCAGACCCAAGGAAGAUACGCAAAAACUGCUGAGCAUUUUGGGAGCUGCGGAGGAGGACAACGUCAAGCUUCUCAAGUUCUGGAUGACUGGCCUGAGCAAGACGUACAAGUCCCACCUGAUGUCAACAGUUCGCAGCCCAACGUCCUCAGAGUCCCGGAACUAAAGGGUGCCCGACCACACUUGCUGCCUUCAGAUAAUAGCAGGGAACCCCAAGUUCCCACUGCUGAGCCUGCGGCAUGUGCAUUAGGCGGAUAGUGAAACUUCAUCGCUAUUCUUCUGGUCCUCAAACUAACUUGAAGAGUGACUUGAGUCUUCUCUAAUUGCUGUGAGACUGGACUAAUAAGUGCUGAUAAAUAGUGCUGCUGUCUGUCCUGAAACUCAACUCUAAAUCUAGACCUCCACACUCAAGACUAAAAUACAGCAACACUCAAAGAAUCAGUGUGAAGUAAUUAAAAUCCUGUACUGUCCUCAUUAAGCAUUAUGGUGCAGCAGUAGACCUCAGUUUUAUGUUUCAUUGGCAAGACUUGGAUACCUGUGACAACAUCGAGAACUCCUGGGAGUGGAUACAGUUAAUCUCUCCGAAUCCCACAUAAAUCUCCUAAAUGCCUGAGAGAACAAGAACCAAAAAUAAGUGACAUGUCACAGGGUAUGGAUCACGUGUAAAUUAUUUCAAACCACUUUAUGCUUGGAUUUAAGAAGAGACUAUUUUCUGCUGUAGCAUAAGUCAGGAUAUCCUAUUGGAGUCCUGUCACUCCACUUUAUUUAUUUAUAUCUUAACUUGACACAGUUUCAGCAUUUGCUUUGGAAAUCUUGUCUGGGAGGGGGAAUCGUAAUAGAAGAAGCUCAAAGUGUGCAGCCUGCUUGCCUCUCUCGAGGGUAGAAUACUCGCCUUGUUUUGCCUGUGGUUGCAAAACUUCCAGGUAAUGAAGAUAACCUCACCAGGAUAAGGUUGCUGGUGUUCUUCUGUCUUCAGAAAUAGUUUUCUAACUUCCUAAUUAAGUUAAGCAGAAAAGAUCCAACCUGUAGGUGCUCCCUUCUUAUAUCACUCUAUAGUAGCCAUUUUGAAUGCUUAAUAGUUCAUGGAAACAUUGGUGCAUUUUUUAAUUACCUAAACAGAUAUUCCUUAUCUGUAUUGUAAGGAAUUACUGUUUCUGUUGUGAAGUCUUUUGUUUGUUUGUUUUUGGGGUUUUUUCUGGAUUGUUGUUGGGAAAACUUGACAUUACCGCAGACGUUUUUAAUCUAGAGGCAGGUUUUACCCAGGUGACCUUCUACACUCAUUCGAACGAGACUCAAAGUUCAGAGGGGAUGUUCCAACUUGUCACGAGUUCUGUUCUUAUGUAUAAAAUAUGCAGGUUGAUUUUUGUUUGGAACAUCUGUAAUAUGGAGACAGGCAUUAAAUCUCAUUAAGAGCUAUUUUUGUAAAAUGGACAAA
Messenger RNA from Grus americana (Whooping crane), 3290 nucleotides. RefSeq names its product folliculin (gene FLCN). The record is from RefSeq and is a predicted model, not a curated record. Gene Ontology annotation, cellular component: cytosol. Bases 282 to 2021 code for a protein of 579 amino acids. Gene Ontology annotation, biological process: positive regulation of GTPase activity; positive regulation of TORC1 signaling; negative regulation of transcription by RNA polymerase II. The transcript has 12 exons. Gene Ontology annotation, molecular function: GTPase activator activity. NCBI's taxonomy places the organism in Eukaryota, Metazoa, Chordata, Aves, Gruiformes, Gruidae.